This is a messenger RNA of Yamadazyma tenuis ATCC 10573, 1596 nucleotides long. The record is from RefSeq and is a predicted model, not a curated record. NCBI's taxonomy places the organism in Eukaryota, Fungi, Ascomycota, Pichiomycetes, Serinales, Debaryomycetaceae.
ACGGCACUGUCUUGUGACUAACAAUAUAAAAGCCAUAGUAAUUCAAGAUUUUCUUAUGAUGACUAAGACCUUGAAGGACCCAGACAAAGCUACCCCCGACAAUCCGAACAUGGAGACCACAGAGCUGGUCACCGAAAAGUCUGCACCGUUCACAGUGUACACUUCAACCGAAAAGUACGUUCUUAUGUCACUCUUAUCGGUAAUAGGUUUCUGGAGUACAUUAUCUUCACCGAGUUGGUUUCCGGCUCUACCCACAAUUAAAGCAUACUUCCACAUCACAGAUUCAGUGGCCGAUUUGUCGGUGGUUGGAUAUCUUCUUUUCCAGGGUAUUAUCCCGACAUUUUCUUCGAAUAUUUCCGAUACCAUUGGGCGAAGACCAAUGCUUAUAAUCUGUAUGUUGAUAUAUAUUGCUGCUACCAUCGCCUUAUCACAAGCAAAUGCCUACUGGCUUCUAGCAGUUCUAAGAUGUAUCCAAGCCGGUGGGAUCGGUCCUGUUAUUGCCAUUUCCUCAGGAGUCUCAGGUGACAUUUGUACUGUAGCUGAUAGAGGAGGAUUUGUGGGACUUGUAAGUGGAUUACAGCUCACUGGAAAUGCAUUCGGAGGACUUAUUGGUGCCGGAAUGAUCCACUCCUAUGGAUGGAGAGGUAUAUUUGUGAUGUCUGCUAUUGGAGCCGGAAUCACGAUGAUGGUGGUAAUUCUCGUGCUUCCAGAAACCAUUCGACUGAUAGUAGGAAAUGGUACCGUCAAGCCUAAGAUCUGUGUGAACAUCGCUCCUAUUUACUUGCUCAAACGGUUCAGAAGCCGGUGGUUGGUCAAUCAGACGGAGACAUUGUCUCCCAAGACCAAACUAAACCUCUUGGCCCCGUUCAAAAUUCUCUUCCACUUUAAGACUUUGUGUGUUUUGUUUUCGCCUGCCAUAAAGUUUGCAGUGUGGACAAUGACAUUGACAUCACUUACUCUUUUGGAGGGUGAUGGCUACAACUACACCGUUCUUAAGGUGGGAUAUAUGUACUUGCCUCAAGGAGUGACUUGUUUUGCUGGAUCAUUGGUAUCUGGGAGAUUGUUGAAUUGGUCUUACAAACGAAGCAAGAAGUUGUAUGACGACAGGUAUCAAGAUGUACCAAUGGCCGAGAGACCCAAAUUUAAUGUUCUUCGUACAAGAAUCUAUGUGAGCUUUGUGCCCACUGGGUUGCAAUUCAUAGGGAUCAUGAUUUACGGGUGGUGUUUACAGUAUAAAAUGAACAUUGCUUCGAUCAUCAUCGCCACAUGCUUGGUGUCGUACUCUUCUUCAUCUGCUAUUGCCAUUUAUUCUACGGUGUUGGUGGACAUGAAUCCUCAAAAUGCUUCUCUUGGGGUAUCUCUCAUGAAUUUGACGAGAUGUUGCACGGCUGCACUUUGCGUGGGUAUCCUUUCAAGAAUGACAGGUGCUAUGGGACUUGGGGGUACUUAUACUUUCUGGGCAGGUAUUGGGAUCGUUGCGGAUACCUUAUUGAUUUAUGUGGCAUGGUAUAGGAAUGACACCAGUUAAUUUUAUAGAGAUUAUAGAGGCUAGGAUAACCCUAUGCUAAUAGUAUAUACAUUAUAUGGUUUGGCGGU